Salarias fasciatus (jewelled blenny) is the source of this 10368-nucleotide messenger RNA. RefSeq lists its product as uncharacterized. The record is from RefSeq and is a predicted model, not a curated record. NCBI's taxonomy places the organism in Eukaryota, Metazoa, Chordata, Actinopteri, Blenniiformes, Blenniidae. The transcript has 32 exons. Gene Ontology annotation, molecular function: lactase activity. Gene Ontology annotation, biological process: carbohydrate metabolic process.
AUGAGUGACCUCAGAAACAGUUACCAAACUGUGUGGGACAAGUUCAGAGGUCAAACUGCAGCUGAUCGAGAUGCUUUCCUGACUGACUCAUUCCCUAACGGCUUCCAGUGGGCCACUUCCAGUGAGUCCUUCAAGGUUGAAGGAGGAUGGUCAGUGGGAGGAAAGGGUGAGACCAUUUGGGACCGCUUCGGGCAUCAAGGUCAAGCUUUUGAAAAUCAGACUGCUGACCUGGCAUGUGACAGCUACCGCAAGGUUAUUUAUGACGUCUACCUCCUGCGAAGUCUUCAAGUCAACACCUUCCAGUUUUCUAUCUCCUGGGCCCGCAUUUUCCCUUCAGGCCACAAAGACAGCCAAUCAGAGGAUGGGGUUCGCUACUAUAACAGCCUCAUUGACACUCUCAUAGAAUCAGGCAUCAAACCUAUUGUCACUCUCUACCACUGGGAUCUGCCCCAGAGUCUCCAGGACAGAGGUGGGUGGGCUGACGCUUCCAUUGUCGAGGCCUUCAAAGAGUACGCAGAUUUUUGUUUUUCUGAAUUUGGGGACCGGGUCAAGACCUGGAACACAUUCAGUAGUCCCUGGGUGGUGAGCCAUGCUGGAUAUGGCACCGGUGAACAUGCUCCUGGUGUCAAGGACUACGUGACUGCAGCCUAUCAGGUCACUCACAAUAUUCUGAAGUCCCAUGCUGAAGCCUGGCAUGUCUACAGUGACAAGUACAGAACGGCACAACAAGGUCAAGUGGGCAUCGCAUUAAACGCUGACUGGGCAGAACCAGCAGAUCCCUCCAAAUCUGAAGAUGUUGCUGCUGCAGAGCGCUACCUUGAGUUUAUGCUGGGCUGGUUUGCACAUCCCAUAUUUGGAGCCGGAGACUAUCCUUCAAUUCUGAAAACUCAAAUUGAAGAGAAAAGAGCAGCAUGUCCAUCCUCUGUGCCUGCAAUACUACCAACAUUCACUCCUGCAGAAAUUACUAGAAUCCGUGGCACGGCUGACUUUUUUGGACUGAACCAUUACACCUCCCGGGUAAUCACACAUGUUGAUGGUGGCUGCGUCGCAGGUCCUGAGGGGGUGGGUAACUUCAGAUCAGCUGUGCACCCCUCAGGGAGCUCUGUGCCUUUUGGCCUGAGAAGGCUUCUAAACUACAUUUCAACAGUGUACUUACAAACUAGGAAAGUACCAAUCUAUAUAACUGGGAAUGGGAUGCCAACAGAGUACACUGGGGAUGUCAUCAAUGAUCAAAGCAGAAUACAGUACUUAAGGAGCUACAUCAAUGAGGCUUUGAAAGCUGUCAAACAGGACAGUGUAGACGUGCAGAGAUUUACUGUACAGUCACUUCUGGAUGGCUUUGAAGGUCCACAAGGCUAUAGCGAACGUUUUGGUCUGCAUUAUGUCAACUUCGAUCUGCCUGACAGACCCAGGACCCCAAAACAAUCUGCCUACUUUUACUCAGAGGUCAUUGAGAAAAAUGGUUUUGCUCCACAAAACACAGUCUUUCAUAGUUCACAAGAGAAAAAGCUGAAGUCAAAGAAAGUAGGACCACUGCCACCGUCCACCGUCCCAUCCAGCGCCAAAGAUGUUUGGAGAAAGUUCUCAGGUCAAACUGUUUUGGAGAGAAAGUUGUAUCACUUUGGUACUUUCCCAGAUGACUUCAGCUGGGGAGUUUCUUCUUCAGCUUACCAGAUUGAAGGUGGCUGGAAUGCUGAUGGGAAAGGGCCCAGUGUCUGGGAUACCUUAACUAGUACAGGUGGCAGCGGUGUCCCUGAGGAUGCCAAUGGACAAGUUGCCUGUGAUAGUUACAACAGAUUUAAAGAAGAUGUUUACAUGCUGCGAGGUCUGAGGGUAAACUCAUACAGAUUUUCUAUUUCCUGGUCCAGGAUCUUUCCUAAUGGAAGGCUUUCCUCCCUGAACCAGAAAGGGGUUGACUACUACAACAAUCUCAUUAACAGCCUUGUAGAAGCAAAUAUCUCCCCUAUAGUAACACUUUAUCAUUAUGACCUCCCUACUGCUUUGCAAACUGAGCUGAAUGGCUGGGAAAAUCCUGAAAUGAUUGAUAUUUUUAAUGACUAUGCUGACUUCUGUUUUGCCACGUUUGGUGACAGAGUGAAAUUUUGGAUAACUUUCCAGCAGCCUUACACAAUUGCUUGGUUAGGAUAUGGAAUUGGACAGUAUCCUCCAAGGAUUAGAAAUCCAGGAACAGCACCAUACCAAGUUGGACACAACCUGAUUAAAGCUCACGCUACAGCUUACCACACAUAUGAUGAUAAGUAUCGUGGUUCCCAAUUUGGCAAAGUCUCCAUUGCUCUAAAUGCUGAUUGGAUCGAGCCUGCUGACGCUAAUAAUCCCCGUGAGAUAUAUGCUGCUGACCGUGCAAUGCAAUUCCAAUUAGGUUGGUUUGCUCACCCCAUUUUCAAGAAUGGUGACUAUCCUGAUGCACUGAAGUGGCAAGUUGGAAACAAAAGUGAACUCCAAGAACUUUCAGAGUCAAGAUUACCCUCCUUCAGUGAAGAAGAUAAGAACUUCAUCAAGGGAACUGCCGACAUGUUUUGUACAAAUCAUUAUACCUCAAGAAUAGCAGGCCAUGCAAUAACUGCAAUUAACCCCCCAUCCAUGGAGAAUGACUAUGACUUUACACUGUCCGAAAUGUUUGAUCAACCAACCACGCCUAUCGAAAACCAGAGAGCUGUGUCUCAUGGCUUGAGAAGACUUCUCAACUGGAUCAAAGAGGAAUAUGGAAAUCCAGAGAUUUACAUUACUGAGAAUGGAGUUACUUCAGAUAGGUGGACCACAUUUGACGACACAGACAGAAUCUUUUUGUACAAAACUUAUAUUGACGAGGCUUUAAAGGCUCAGAAUCUGGAUGGAGUGAAUGUGAAAGGAUACAUGGCAACAUCACUCAUGGAUUCCUUUGAGUGGACCAGAGGAUAUCUAUUUGCAUAUGGCCUGCACCAUGUUGAUUUUACAAACCCAAACCGGCCAAGGACACCAAAGCGCUCGGCACAUUAUUACUCCCAGAUCGUUAAGGACAAUGGCUUCCCAAUUCCAGAGGAUGACAAGUUUCUUUAUGGACACUUUCCUGAAGGUUUUCGCUGGAGCACUUCCAGCUCUGCUUAUCAGAUUGAAGGAGGCUGGAGAGCUGAUGGAAAAGGACUAAGUAUUUGGGAUGAGUUUUCCCAUACUCCUUCCAAAGUGCACAACAGUGACACUGGGGACAUCGGCUGUAAUAGCUACAACAAGAUCACGGAGGAUGUGGAAGUACUUAAGAGACUGAAAGUCACGUCCUAUCGAUUUUCUAUCUCCUGGUCCAGAGUCUUGCCUGAUGGUACUAUCAAUAACAUCAAUGAAGCUGGACUGAACUACUAUCAUAGAUUACUCGAUGCCUUGCUUGCAGAGAACAUUGAACCACAGGUUACCUUGUAUCACUGGGACCUUCCUCUGGCUCUGCAGAAAGAUGGAGGCUGGGAGAAUGACACCAUUGUCCAGCGCUUCAAAGAAUAUGCUGAUCUUAUAUUCGAACGACUUGGGCCCAAAGUGAAGUUCUGGAUCACUCACAAUGAAGCCUGGAUUGUGGCCUACCUUGGCUAUGGAGUUGGCGCUUUUGCUCCAGGUCUCGUUGGCAACCAGUAUAUUACUGCUCACAACCUGAUCAGGUCCCAUGCCGAGGCUUGGCAUGUUUAUAAUGACAAGUAUCGAGCAACACAGAAUGGCAUCAUCUCCAUUACAAUCAAUUCAGAGUGGGCAGACCCAAGAAACCCAUACAAGCACGAGGACUGGGUUGCACAAGAACGCUACAUGCAGUUCUUCAUUGGUUGGUUUGCCCAUCCCAUCUUCAGAGGUGAUUAUCCUGAGCUGAUGAAAAAAGUUGUUCGUGAAAGAAGCCUUGCUGCAGGACUCCCAAAAUCACGGCUCCCAGAAUUCACCCCUGAAGAAAUCGCAAGGAUCAAUGGGACUCAUGAUUACUUUGGCUUUAACUUUUACACAGGAGUUCUUGGAUUUCAUAUUGAGCAACCACUCGAUCAGCAGACUUAUGAAGGUGAUCGGUCAGUUGCCUUUAUUCCUGAUCGUUCCUGGAUCGAUUCUGGCUCUUCCUGGCUGAAGAUCACACCAUUUGCAUUCAGGAGACUCCUCAAAUUCAUAAAGGAUAAUUACGGAAACCCACCCGUCUAUGUCACCGAAAAUGGGAUCUCAGAAGCAGGAGAAGUGGACUUAAAUGACGCUCACAGAAUAUACUUCUAUGAGCACUACAUUGAUGAAGCUUUGAAAGCUAUUCGUCUGGAUGGAGUUGAUGUGAGAGGAUACACCGCCUGGUCACUAAUGGACAACUUCGAGUGGGCUUCUGGCUACAGUGAGCGUUUCGGACUUUUCUAUGUAAAUCGCUCCGACCCCAACCUUCCAAGAAUUCCCAAGGCAUCAGCAGCGCGUUAUACCUCCAUCAUCAUGUGCAACGGUUUCCCAGAUCCAGAUAAAGGACCCCAUGCGUGUUUGAAGUCUGGCACUGGUACUGACCCGCCCGAGACCACCGUGAACAAAGUGGACUUUUUGGGUUUGCAGCUUUUGCCUGAAGACGCUGAAGUGGGACUUUAUGUCCUCUUUGCGUUUCUGCUUGUAGCCGAAGUGGAGACCCUGCUGGGCCUUCUUGAUGACAGCUGUGAUGUUGGCUGUCCAGGAGAGGUCAUCGGAGAUCUGGACUCCCAGGAACCUGAACGUGUGGAUAUUCAGAAGCUCAAGGACAACAUGCCACCCCCUCAGUGUGGUGCCUCAGCUGCUGCUGAGCCUAUCUCCAGCUUGUGGUUCACCUUCGAGUCUGUAACUCUUGCUGAUGUUCUGGCUCUGACUCUUCCCAGAGGUGUGUUCCCGAAUGCCUUCAAGCACGCCAUUGUGGAGCCUCUUCUAAAAAAAGGAGGUUUAGACCCAGCAGACCGAAAUAGUUAUAGGCCCAUCUCUAAGCUGCCAUUUCUGUCAAAGAUUCUUGAGAAGGUGGUCUGCAAUCAGCUGUCUUCCUACCUCGACCAAUACAACCUCUUCGACAAAUUCCAAUCUGGCUUCCCUGCUUUCAGCAGCUGCAUGAGCCUGGAGCAUGGACACAAAAAGCUGCCGUUGGACACUUUUGCUGCGCACUCCUCCCAAAAAAGUGUUCCAGACGUUGGGAAGAUGAGUGACCUCAGAAACAGUUACCAAACUGUGUGGGACAAGUUUAGAGAUCAAACUGCAGCUGAUCGAGAUGCUUUCCUGACUGACUCAUUCCCUGCUGGCUUCCAGUGGGCAACAUCCAGUGAGUCCUUCAAGGUUGAAGGAGGAUGGUCAAAGGGAGGAAAGGGUGAGACCAUUUGGGACCGUUUCGGGCAUCAAGGCCAAGCUUUUGAAAAUCAAACUGCUGACCUCGCAUGUGACAGUUACCACAAGGUGGAUUAUGAACUGUACCUCCUGCGAGGUCUCCAAGUCAACACCUUCCAGUUUUCUAUCUCCUGGGCCCGUAUUUUCCCUUCAGGCCACAAUGACAGCCAAUCAGAGGAUGGGGUUCUCUACUAUAACAGCCUCAUCGACGCUCUCAUUGAAUCAGGCAUCAAACCUAUUGUCACUCUCUACCACUGGGAUCUGCCCCAGGUUCUCCAGGACAGAGGUGGGUGGACUGACGCUUCCAUUGUCGAGGCCUUCAAAGAGUAUGCAGAUUUUUGUUUUUCUGAAUUUGGGGACCGGGUCAAGACCUGGAACACAUUCAGUAGUCCCUGGGUGGUGAGCCAUGCUGGAUAUGGCACCGGUGAACAUGCUCCUAGUGUCAAGGACUACGUGACUGCAGCCUAUCAGGUCACUCACAAUAUUCUGAAGUCCCAUGCUGAAGCCUGGCAUGUCUACAAUGACAAGUACAGAACGGCACAACAAGGUCAAGUGGGCAUCGCAUUAAACGCUGACUGGGCAGAACCAGCAGAUCCCUCCAAAUCUGAAGAUGUUGCUGCCACAGAGCGCUACCUUGAGUUUAUGCUGGGCUGGUUUGCACAUCCCAUAUUUGGAGCCGGAGACUAUCCUUCAAUUCUGAAAACUCAAAUUGAAGAGAAAAGAGCAGCAUGUCUAUCCUCUGUGCCUGCAAUACUACCAACGUUCACUUCUGAAGAGAUGAAGAGAAUUGUUGGCACGGCUGACUUUUUUGGACUGAACCAUUACACCUCCCGGGUAAUCACACACAAUAAUGGUGGCUGCGUCGCAGGUCCUGAGGGGGUGGGUAACUUCAGAUCAGAUGUGCACCCCUCAGGGAAUGCCACAGCCUCUGACUGGAUCUCCUCUGUGCCUUGGGGCCUGAGAAGGCUUCUAAACUACAUUUCAACAGUGUACUUACAAACUAGGAAAGUACCCAUCUAUAUAACUGGGAAUGGGAUGCCAACAGAGAACACUGGGGACAUCAUCAAUGAUCAAAGCAGAAUACAGUACUUGAGGAGCUACAUCAACGAGGCAUUGAAAGCUGUAAAACAGGACAAUGUAGAUGUGCAGAGAUUUACUGUACAGUCACUUCUGGAUGGCUUUGAAGGUCCACAAGGCUACAGCGAACGUUUUGGUCUGCAUUAUGUCAACUUCGAUCUGCCUGACAGACCCAGGACCCCAAGACAGUCUGCCUACUUUUACUCAGAGGUCAUUGAGAAAAAUGGUUUUGCUCCACAAAACACAGUCUUUCAUAGUUCACAAGAGAAAAAGCUGAAGUCAAAGAAAGUAGGACCACUGCCACCGUCCACCGUCCCAUCCAGUGCCACAGAUGUUUGGAGAAAGUUCACAGGUCAAACAACUUAUGAGAAGAAGCUCUAUCACUAUGGCACUUUCCCAGAAGACUUCAGCUGGGGAGUUUCUUCUUCAGCUUACCAGAUUGAAGGUGGCUGGAAUGCUGAUGGGAAAGGGCCCAGUGUCUGGGAUACCUUUGCUAAUGCACCUGGUAGUGGUAUCCCUGAGGGUGCCAAUGGAAGUACAACCUGUGAUAGUUACAACAGAUUCAAUGAAGAUCUUUACAUGCUGCGAGGUCUGAGGGUAAACUCAUACAGAUUUUCUAUUUCCUGGUCCAGGAUCUUUCCUAAUGGAAGGCUUUCCUCCCUGAACCAGAAAGCGGUUGACUAUUACAACAAUCUCAUUAACAGCCUUGUAGCAGCAAAUAUCUCCUCGAUGGUAACACUUUAUUAUUAUGACCUCCCUAAUGCUUUGCAAACUGAGCUGAAUGGCUGGGAAAAUCCUGAAAUGAUUGAUGUUUUUAAUGACUAUGCUGACUUCUGUUUUGCCACUUUUGGUGACAGAGUGAAAUUUUGGAUAACUUUCCAGCAGCCUGACACAAUUGCUUGGUUAGGAUAUGGAACUGGACAGUAUCCUCCCAGGAUUAGAAAUCCAGGAACAGCACCAUACCAAGUUGCACACAACCUGAUUAAAGCUCACGCUACAGCUUACCAUACAUAUGAUGAUAAGUACCGUGCUUCCCAAGGUGGCAAAGUCUCCAUUGCCCUGAAUGCUGAUUGGAUCGAGCCUGUUGAUGUUAAUAAUCCCCGUGAGAUAUACGCUGCUGACCGUGCAAUGCAAUUCCAAUUAGGUUGGUUUGCCCACCCCAUUUUCAAGAAUGGUGACUAUCCUGAUGCACUGAAGUGGCAAGUUGGAAACAAAAGUGAACUCCAAGAACUUUCAGAGUCAAGACUACCUUCCUUCAGUGAAGAAGAAAAGAGCUUAAUUCAGGGAACUGCUGACAUGUUAUGUGCAAAUCAUUACACUACACAAAUAGCAACCCAUGUAAUAAGUCAGACUACCCCCCCAUCGUUUGAAUAUGACAGGGACUUUGAACUUGCUGAGGAAAGUGAUGCACCAAGCACAGUCAUUGAUGGGCAGAGAGCUGUGGCUUGGGGCUUGAGAAGACUUCUUAACUGGAUCAAAGAGGAAUAUGGAAAUCCAGAGAUUUAUAUCACUGAAAAUGGAGUGGCCACAGAUUCAACAACAACAUUUGAUGACACAGACAGAAUCUUUCUCUACAAAACCUACAUUGAUGAGGCUUUAAAGGCUCACAAUCUGGAUGGAGUGAAUGUGAAAGGAUAUGUGGCAACAUCUCUCAUGGAUUCCUUUGAGUGGCUCAGAGGAUACGAACUUGGAUUUGGUCUACACCAUGUUGAUUUCACAAACCCCAGCCGGCCAAGGACACCAAAGCGCUCUGCACAUUACUACUACCAAGUCAUUAAAGACAAUGGCUUCCCAAUGCCAGAUGACGAGAAGACUCUUUAUGGAUUUUUUCCAGAAGAUUUUCGUUGGAGCACUGCCAGUGCUGCUCAUCAGAUCGAAGGAAGCUGGAGAACCCAUGGAAAAGGAAUGAGCAUCUGGGACAAGUUUGCUCAUACUCCUUAUAGAGUGUCCAACUUCGACACUGGGGAUAUUGCUUGUGACAGCUACAACAAGAUUGACGAGGAUGUGGAAGUGCUCAAGAAGCUGAAAGUGACCAACUAUCGAUUUUCUAUCUCCUGGCCCAGAGUCCUGCCUGAUGGCACGAACAAAUACAUCAACGAAGAGGGACUGAACUACUACAGUAGAUUAAUAGAUGCCUUGCAUGCAGAAAACAUCCUUCCACAGGUCACCUUGUACCACUGGGACCUUCCCUUGGCCCUACAGAGAUUGGGAGGCUGGGAGAAUGAAACCAUAGUCCAGCGUUUCAAAGAAUAUGCUGAUGUUAUAUUCGAGAGACUUGGGCACAAAGUGAAGUUUUGGAUCACUCUCAAUGAACCAUACAUUGUGGCCAACCUUGGCUAUGGAUAUGGCACUUUUGCUCCAGGUAACAGCUUCUCUUAUGUCAGUGACCAGUUUUGAACAUUCAUUUACAUUGCAGCUCACAACCUGCUCAAGGCUCAUGCUGAGGUUUGGCAUCUUUAUAAUGACAAGUAUCGUGCAACACAAAACGGGCUUAUUUCCAUCACCAUCAAUUCGGACUGGGCAGAGCCAAGAAACCCUUACAAGGAAGAGGACAUUGAUGCAGCUCAGCGCUACAUACAGUUCUUCAUUGGCUGGUUUGCCAAUCCUGUCUAUAAUGGAGAUUAUCCUGAGAUCAUGAAAACAAUCAUUCGUGAGAGAAGUCUUGCUGCAGGACUUCCAGAAUCACGUCUUCCAGAGUUUACCCCUGCUGAAAUCGAGAGGAUCAAGGGGACUCAUGAUUAUUUUGGCUUUAACCAUUACACAACUGUCCUUGCAUAUCAUUCUCCCAGAUUGAAUCUGCAGGAUUAUGAAGGCGAUCGCAAAGUGGAAACUGUUGCGGAUCGUUCCUGGAUCGAGUCUGGCUCUUUCUGGUUGAAGAUCACACCUUUUGGAUUCAGGAAACUUCUUAAGUUCAUCAAGGAUAAUUAUGGAAACCCACCCAUCUAUGUGACGGAGAAUGGGAUCUCAGAACGAGGAGAAGUGAAUCUCAACGACCUUCGCAGAAUACACUACUAUGAGACCUACAUUAAUGCAGCUUUGAAAGCCAAAACACUGGAUGGAGUUGAUCUGAGAGGAUACACCGCCUGGUCACUAAUGGACAACUUUGAGUGGGCUUCUGGCUACGAUGAGCAGUUUGGACUUUUCUAUGUAAACCGUUCUGACUUCAACCUUCCGAGAAUCCCCAAAGCAUCAGCCUCUCGUUAUGCCUCCAUCAUCUCCUGCAACGGUUUUCCAGAUCCAGCCAGUGGACCCCAUGCCUGUUUGGAGUCUGAUGGUAAGACAACCCAGAACCUUGAGAACAAAGUGGACUUUUUGGGUUUGGAGCUUCUCGCGCAAGAUGCAGAAGUGGCCCUUUAUGUCCUGUUUGCAUUUGUUCUUGUAGGUGUAGUCUCAAAUGCACAUCUUCUACACAGACAUUGUCAAUAUGCAGACCCAAAGAAAAAACAAGGUCCAGAGUGUGAUGUUUGCGCAUUCAGCGGGGAUCCAGCGCUGCGGAAAAGGAGCACGGCCAUGCAGAGAGGCUGCGAGAGGCGGAAGGACGUCGGCGGCGUCGGUCGUGUCCUGCAGAAGAGGAAUCGGGCGCAGCCACCUGUAGCCUCGGUGAAGUCCUCCACGAGCAGCGUGCUUCAUUACACGCUUAACCCGGACCUGGACACCGGCUCGGCAGCCUCUUUUCCUCCUCUUUCGAUCACGCGGACGGCGACGAAGAGGCAACAGCUGGCCGACUUGGACCUCCCCCCCACCACAACCGCUUGGAUCAAAGACUUCCUCACUGACCACCCGCAAUCGGUGAGAAUUGGUAACAGGAGUUCUUUCACCGUGUCGCUCAGUACCGGCUCUCCUCAGGACUGCGUGAUGAGCCCUCUCCUGUACACCAUCUACACACAUGACUGCACACCCAUACAUCCAGUUCAGUUCAUCCAGCUCAAGUCCUUCACCUCUUUGCCUCAAAUUUCCCGAAAUUGA